CUGAUUCCAAAAAACCAAGCAAACAGAGAUUUGUUUUAUUAAUUUGAGAGAUUUGUGGUGCUUUCGAUAAAAAUUAAUUAACAUUUCGCUGCAUAAAAACUCCCCGAAUUCUAAUUCAUCGGUCCAGUAACCCAAGAGUUUUACCAAAAUGGAGUUUGCAAUAAUUACAACUAUAUUAACAUGCAUUAUCACAGUGACUCUCACCAAAUCAGCAUUUGAGGACUAUUACUUACCGUUUCCGUCCCUUGAUGAAGGCCAAAUGGAAAACGAAAUCGAAUACGCACCCUUAGAAGAAAACGAAGGGCCGAAUUUCGAUUGGUCUCCACCAAACGGGGAAUUACCUGAUGAAAAAAUAGCUCUUUUUGGUGAUGAUGAAGAAAUUGGAGGUCUGGAUUUGCGCGAAAGCUGGAUUGAACAUGACAAUAAUGUUAUUGGUGAGACGAAAAGGGCUUUCGAUUUUCCUAGGAGAAAGAAAAAUCAAGUUCUUUGUCGUGUUCAAAGGGCAAUUCAUCAUCACAUUGAAGCUGGACAUGAAUUUUUCCCUAAAUCAUAUACUAGUUAUUCAUGUACUCCAGUUACCGGGUCACAAUUGGAAGGAUCAGUUGCCACUAGCCAUGACGUUUGCCUAGUUAGAUCCAACACUUGUACCACUUUGCAUCUGAAACGCUUUUUCCUAAAAAGGAACCAGACGAAUACGUGCUGGUCCAGCAUUGUGCCCAUAGAAGUUGGAUCUGGGUGCGACUGUUUGUUCCAUUAUAAAUAUAGGAUACAUUUGUGAUUAUUAAUAAUUAAAAAUCUUAGUUAAAAAUUAUAAUAAGAUGACUAAAAGGCUUCUGGGAAUCUGUUUCAUAUAAAAGAAGCUUAUCAUAUUUAUACAAAUAAAUACAUUAUAUUGAAACAUUGUUACAAUUUUAAGACCUAAAAUGUCAAGAUUGUAGAUUGUAGAUUGCAUAUGGAGUCAUUACGGUUAGUUCCAGCCGCUCAAGCUUCCUGGGUGGUAAGGUGCCUAUCUCUUGGGGUGUUAGCCGUACCCCUUGAAGGUAUUUCAGCCUCAGAGGUGUGCAGGGCAUUCGCAAAAUCUACAGUGGUCGUUGUCUGCCAGGGGUGGAUGGGCAACUUUAAAUCAGCCCGGGACAGUUUUUGCUGAAGCAGCCCCGUGGGGGGAUGUGUAAC
This is a messenger RNA of Ceutorhynchus assimilis (cabbage seed weevil), 1173 nucleotides long. NCBI's taxonomy places the organism in Eukaryota, Metazoa, Arthropoda, Insecta, Coleoptera, Curculionidae. The record is from the annotation of a GenBank genome assembly.